This is a messenger RNA of Cadophora gregata, 1543 nucleotides long. RefSeq lists its product as uncharacterized. NCBI's taxonomy places the organism in Eukaryota, Fungi, Ascomycota, Leotiomycetes, Helotiales, Ploettnerulaceae. The transcript has 2 exons. The coding region runs from base 312 to 1367 and encodes 351 amino acids. The record is from RefSeq and is a predicted model, not a curated record.
CAACUGCAUUCCGUCCAUACCCGCUGCUUAUCGCUAUAAACUUUGCCUCACAAUUACUUUGGCAAUUUUCCAACCGCUUACAUCCCAAUGUCAUUCGAUAUAUUUGAGUUGCCUCAGUUCACGAAAAUCAUGUCCUUGAUAUGAUCCUCGCAUUGGGUGCUUUUUCGAGCUUCAAUUCUUCCAUUUCUUCAACAAAUUCCACUUCGAAUUGCUUGUAAAUAAGUUACAUUCCUGGAUCUACAUUCCUCACGUCGUGAUUUAAGACAUACACACACCCCCAAGGAGCAUUUACUUAUCAUCCAUCCUCCGCAAUGGCUCAACUCCGUCAACGCAACCCCAGGCCUGCUCCACCAACCCGCCCCCUCUCGGAAUUCUUACCACGAACAAAAGAGCCCUCGAUGCUCUUUUCCUUAUUACCAUCAGCCGUACAAUCCCGACUACCCCGCCUACCUUCCCUCCGCCGCUCCGUCAGUAUGUACGGCAUUUCCAGAAAGCGCAAAGUUUCCGUGUCAAGGCCCUCAUCUGGAUCUUCCACGUCGUCUGCAUCGUCCGGAAUGCGGACCCCAGAACAAGGAUACACAUCUGCCAUGGUGCUCAGCGAUGCGAGGAACAUGAUGGCAGAUGAUGGGGUGGUUGAUUAUUUGGUCGAAAGUGCGUCGAGUGAUGAGGAUACCUCAAUGCCGAGGGCAGGCAGGAAUCAGAGACUAGAAUUGACGGAGAAUAAGAGCGGGAUUGGAUGGAAAUUCGCAAACCAAGGACUCAGUCUUCUCAGUCUAGCGGUCGACGAGUCUUCCUCGCUAUCCCAAGAUCCAAACUUCGGAAAUGCAAGCUUCGCAAGGCAACUUUACCUACACGCUCUUACCUAUCUCAUUCGAGCUCUGCCCACCGAUCUCACGACUGAAGAACAACUCAGUAUUCGAAGUUCCCUCCCACAAGGCAUAGUCGAACCUCUUCAUCUCGAAGUAAAUGGCUAUGCCCAGCCUAAUACCGCGUCCGACAGCCAACGCUCCCUCCUCCACCGCACCCUCGCAUCAACCAUCGUCCAGUUCUUCAUAUUGGCACAAUUCGUCUUGCCAUAUAUCAAGUACCUGCUACGUGCCGCAUACCAAUACGACCGCGAGCAUAAAAUAUCCGAGAAGGUUUUUAGUCAAAGCAUCGAAACUGUCGAUACGCUGGGCAAGGCAGGAUUAAGCUGGACGGGAGCCAUAUAUGGUAUGGGAAAUGGCAAGGUGGGACAGGUCAUGACGGACACCGCCGCGUGGUUUGUUGAGGGUGUUACGGGUGGGAUUCAUGAGGGUGUUGGUGAGGGAAUGGUGAUUAUGGGUGCUCCUAGAAGAGGUCCUGGUCCAGAAAGGAGACGAUGCUGAGAUUAACGACUGAUUACCUAGAAGAGAAUUUGGAUUUAUGAUACCCACACCAACUUAUGAUGCCGGAGUUACUGCUUUGACUGGGUCCUGGGAUAUAUUGGUAUAUUAGAGAGAAAUAGAAGUUGUAGGACGCUUGCACUUAUGCAAUUGAAUUCAUAGCCCAAUUAUUUUACCCC